Messenger RNA from Oldenlandia corymbosa var. corymbosa, 1990 nucleotides. The record is from the annotation of a GenBank genome assembly. NCBI's taxonomy places the organism in Eukaryota, Viridiplantae, Streptophyta, Magnoliopsida, Gentianales, Rubiaceae.
AAACAGAGAAGAAUUAGAUUAACUUUAUUUAAGUGCCCUUUUCAUUUCUAUUUUCUUCCUCACUUAAAUUGACCAACUUCUCUUUCUUCUUCCUUCUUUUUUUUUUCCAUGUUGUAUAAUUAGUUGAUUUGAAAAAAAUGGCUUGUACAGAAGAACAACAGCCAAUGUUCAAGCAUUAUUGUAGGAUAUGUAAGAAAGGUUUCAUGUGUGGUAGAGCUUUAGGUGGGCAUAUGAGGGCUCAUGGCAUUGGUGAUGAAAGUCCAGCUAUUGAUGAUGAUGAUCCUGUUAGCGAUUGGGAAGAUAACAAAUUUGGAAGUGGAGAUAACAAUAGAAGUAGUAGGAGAAUGUAUCAACUGCGGACCAACCCGAAUCGGUUAAAGAGUUGUAGGAUUUGUGAGAAUUGUGGGAAAGAAUUCUCUUCAUGGAAAUCUUUCCUUGAACAUGGCAAAUGUAGCUCGGAAGAUGCUGAAUCAUUGGUGUCAUCUCCUGGGUCAGACGGCGAAUAUGAAGAAGGCGAACGUCGUGGAGGAGGAGGAGGAGGAUGCCAACAAUGGUCAAAAAGGAAAAGAUCAUUGAGGACUAAAGUUGGGAGCUUUUGCUUACCUUAUCCAAAUAACUCUAGUGAAUCAGAUGAAGACUUGCUUAUGGCAAAAUGCUUAGUUGAUUUGGCAAAUUCCGGAGUUGAUCAAGCUGAUGAGCCUGAUCAAGAAUCUUGUGCUUCCGCCAGUAAGGAUGACGAUCAAGGGCGAAAUCAUAAUAAUCCGGUCACCGCAUACUUCAAUCACUAUCCUUCUUCAAAUAGAUACAAUGACAUUAUAGACAAGCCUAAUAAAAGUACCAAUGCUUCUUCCAAAGGAAAUGGAUUGUUUGAAUGUAAAGCUUGUAAGAAAGUGUUUAAUUCUCACCAAGCAUUAGGUGGACACAGGGCAAGUCACAAAAAGGUUAAAGGUUGUUAUGCAGCUAAACAAGAUCAAAUAGAUGACAAUCUUACAGCUGAUGAUCAAGAUGUUAUUACUCACGACGAGUUCUUCCCUUCCAAACAAUCAUCACAUCAUUCAUCGUUUCAAUAUGAACAAGGUUCGACAAUUAAUGGUGGAGGAGGAGGAGGAGGAAGUUCAAGAAGGAAAUCCAAAGUCCAUGAGUGCACAAUCUGUCACAGAGUUUUCUCAACAGGACAAGCAUUAGGUGGGCACAAAAGGUGCCAUUGGAUCACUUCCAAUUCAGCUCAAGAACCUAAUACUUCUCCAUUAGUAAAGCUUCAGUUCCAUGAUCACGUGGAUCAUCAGAUAACAACACAUCAGGGAAGUAGUACUCCAACAACAUUGUUAAACAAAUCUGAAACUGUACUUGAUCUUAACAUCCCUGCUUCCUCCGCUGCUGCUGCUGCUGCUAAUAAUCAUCAUCGAGGCGAUCGCCAUCCUUCUCUGACAUUAAAGAGAGACCCUCAAAACCUAUUGAGCUUUGAGGUAUCCACCGACAUUCGGCUACACACAUGGACUAACUUAGACGAUCGUAAUAGCCAUGAUCAUGAAUGUCACAAACAAAACAACAACCGCAACAACGCGGGAAAUGAAAACAAGAACAAGAACAACAACACCAACAACAAGAAUGUUGUGGAUGUUAUAAGUAGUGAUCACGGUCCAAUGGAGAAUGCAGAUGAUGAGGCUGAUAGCAAGGUAAAAUUGGGAAAGCUAAGCGAUCUCAAGGAUAUAAACUUAAGCGGUAAUACGUCGCAAUGGCUGCAAGUUGGGAUUGGCUCAGCAACAACAGAUGUUACUGCUCAUAUAUAGGUAGCUAAAACAAUUUAGAGAGAGUUUUUGGCUGAUCAAAAGUGUCCAUUUGAAUGUAUUCUUUUGUAUCAUCAAACACAUAAUGUAUAGAUUCAAAUGUACAUCCUUUUUUUUUUUUUUUCUUUUGUUUUCACUUCAUGUGGAGAUUGAAGUGAAAUUAACAGAAAGUUCAUACAGAGGUUAUGAAAACAUUACAGCAU